Trichosporon asahii var. asahii CBS 2479 is the source of this 825-nucleotide messenger RNA. RefSeq names its product orotidine-5'-phosphate decarboxylase. Gene Ontology annotation, cellular component: cytosol. The transcript has a single exon. Gene Ontology annotation, biological process: 'de novo' pyrimidine nucleobase biosynthetic process; 'de novo' UMP biosynthetic process. Bases 1 to 825 code for a protein of 274 amino acids. Gene Ontology annotation, molecular function: orotidine-5'-phosphate decarboxylase activity. Lineage: Eukaryota; Fungi; Basidiomycota; Tremellomycetes; Trichosporonales; Trichosporonaceae. The record is from RefSeq and is a predicted model, not a curated record.
AUGGUCUACCCCACUACCGUGAAGACGUACCUCGAGCGCGCUGCCUCGCACCCGAACGCGGCGGCCCGCAAGCUGCUCGAGAUCAUGGACCGCAAGAAGACGAACCUCUGCGUGUCGGUCGACGUUACGACGAGCGCCGAGGUGCUCGAGGUCGUGCGCAACGUCGCGCCUGCCGUGUGCAUGGUCAAGACCCAUAUCGACAUCAUCUCCGACUUCACCCCCGCGCUCACCGAGGAGCUGGCCAAGCUCGCGGACGAGUUCGACUUUGUCAUCUUCGAGGACCGCAAGUUCGCCGACAUCGGCAACACCGUCGCCCUCCAGUACUCGUCGGGCGUGCACAAGAUCGCCGACUGGUCCCACAUCACCAACGCCCACCCCCUUCCCGGACCUGGCAUCAUCUCUGGUCUCGGCACCGUCGGCAAGCCCAAGGGCCGCGCUCUUCUCCUCCUCGCCGAGAUGAGCAGCAAGGGCAACCUCGCCACUGGCGAGUACACCAAGACCGCUGUCCAGAUGGCCCGCGACGCCGGCCGUGACUGGGUCGUUGGUUUCAUCGCCAUGGGCCGCGUCGACGCCGAGGGUGACCCCGAGGGCAAGGAGGACUUCCUCAUCCUCACGCCUGGUGUUGGCCUCGUCGCCAAGGGCGACAAGCUCGGUCAGCAGUACCGCACUCCCCGCGAGGUUGUUUACGACUCUGGAUGCGAUGUCAUCAUCGUCGGCCGUGGCAUCUACGGCGUCCAGGGCGGACGUGAGGCUGUCCUCGCCGAGGCUGAGAAGUACCGCGAGGAGGGCUGGAAGGCUUACGAGGAGCGCCUUACCCGUGCUUAG